Molecule: messenger RNA, 1815 nt
Organism: Acyrthosiphon pisum (pea aphid)
Lineage: Eukaryota; Metazoa; Arthropoda; Insecta; Hemiptera; Aphididae
Exons: 4
Coding region: 102-1388 (428 amino acids)
Biological process (GO): regulation of cell migration; positive regulation of axonogenesis; semaphorin-plexin signaling pathway
Cellular component (GO): plasma membrane; semaphorin receptor complex
Molecular function (GO): semaphorin receptor activity
Source: RefSeq, a predicted model, not a curated record
UACACGGUAGUUAUCUUGGUGCACAGAUCAGUGUAACGACUACUCCGAGUAGGUACGACACCGUCUAGUUUGGUAAUUAUAACUAUAGGGUUCAAUCGGCGAUGACUGUCCCUGAAUUUCUUAUAUUUAGCUGCAGGUCACCACUUGAUCACGUUAGACGAACAAUAUCUUGCUGCCUGCUGGAACACACAACGAUGAAUGGCGUCAUGGCUGAUUGCAGGAAGUAUAGCAAAAAUGAAUACUUUAUGAACCACAAUUCUAAGAAUAGACAUUUAUUACUUAUAUUAAUAUAUACUAUGGCUCUGAUAUUUGAAUCACAUGGUACCACACUGGGAACGGACUUAAAUAAUGAAAACUGCUCAGAUGCAUUGACGUGCACCAAAUGUACAAUCAAAGCUCAAUGUGCAUGGUCCUUAGAAAAACAGAAGUGUGUCAACUACAAUCACUUUCACUUGUCAAAUCUUACAAUCUACGGUAAAGAGAAAUGUCCACGAUUUUCAGUAGUUAAAAAAUAUGAAUAUAAUAAUACAAUUAAUCAUUUGGAAUACAUAGUUAAGGUAUCAAACGAUCAUGUGAAUUUCAUGAAAUAUCUUAAAGAAAGUAAAUUCCUCUGUAAUUCAACGACAAUAGAUGUUUAUAAUAAAACGAUAAAAAAUGAUGAGAUUAUAUGUUCAGCAAACAUUUUGACAACUAACUUUAAGUUGCAUGGUGUACAAUCAUUUACUGCAUUUAUUUAUAUUAAGUUUAAUAAAGUCUUGUUGUGCUUGGACAACAUUGCCGAUCACUAUGUAACGUUUUAUGAACACGAAUGUGCCGAGGACAAGAAGGACGAAAACUGUGCGACUUGCACGUGGAAUAAAUAUGGCUUCGCACACUACAUUAGAUUAUGUUCGUCAGGAAACUCCUGUGAAGGUCGCAAUGAAUUGUACCUGUGGCACAAUGAUGUUGGAAAAUCUUGGAAUUCUAAGACGCGAGAAGUCAAUAAUCAAUGUGCCGAAAUAAACGUGACAUCCAUCGAUCCACUAUCUGGGACGAUGGCUGGUGGCACGACUAUAACGAUUACCGUAAAGAACCACUUGAUACUUGCGGAUAACCGAACGGUAAUGGUGGUGGUGGCCGGAAUGCUUUGUGCGGACCCCAGGACGUCCGGACCCGAAACGAUCACUUGCAUCACGACACCACCAACCGACGACACACUAUAUGCAGCACCAUCCGGUUCGGUAUUGGUUAAGUACACGUCACAUGAACGCCAGUUGAUUAUCGAGUCGUCACAGAAAUUUCACUACUACGUUGAUAUUUCCGCCGGCACAUCCCUUUUCGUAAUUAACCUACAUAUUAUUUUGAUACAAUUUUCGUUUUUUGUUUUUUACACAAAAAUGGUGUACUAAAAUCAUUUAUAAUUUUUUAAUUUAUAUUAGAUACACAUCUAAUAAUUAAUACAAUUUUGAUAACUUGUAAAAAUCAUAAUAUUUGUAUAAGUAAAAACUUUUUUUUAUAUAAAAAUACAAUUUGUAACACAUUACUCCAGGAAGGAGAAAUAUGCAUUACUAGAGGUAAAACGAUACCUACAUUUUAGUCAAUAAAUAUUUUAAGAUUAUGAUAGACUUUACCAAGCUGAUCCAGUCAAAAAUAAUAUUAGAUAGGUAUUAAAUUAGUCCAUGAUGAUGAAUAUUCAGCCAAAAUGUACAGUAUAAUAAUAUACACAAUGUUAUCUACUUGGUAACAACAUAUGCACAACCUUUUUAAACUGUAUUUACUAGAUAAUUAUUUUUUAAUGUUUAAUUCAAAUUAUUUCUUAUAAACAAUAAAUUGUUU